Messenger RNA from Dendronephthya gigantea, 2768 nucleotides. Its product is annotated as discoidin, CUB and LCCL domain-containing protein 2-like. Lineage: Eukaryota; Metazoa; Cnidaria; Anthozoa; Malacalcyonacea; Nephtheidae. The record is from RefSeq and is a predicted model, not a curated record. Bases 73 to 1209 code for a protein of 378 amino acids. The transcript is spliced from 7 exons.
ACUUGACAAAUGUCGACUACUUUAGUUGCUGUAAAGAACGUUCACAUACAUGAUUAGGACUAAUUUUGUUAGAUGAAGAUUAAGGCAAGAAUGACUUGGUUCUUUGUCGUAUUUCUGCUGAGUUUUCUACCGGAAAAAGCUGAACAGAACAACGUUAACGUUUGUAAGAAGCCGCUUGGUGUACAAAAUGACAAAAUCAUUAAAAACGAGCAGCUGACGGCUGAUUCCUACAAACAAUACAUGUAUAUAAGUAAAAUGGGGAGUUCAUACAGCACAGAGCCAAGAUACGGACGUUUGAACAACAAUCUGGCGUGGUGUGGUUUUCGUCCGUCUAAGCGUCGUCCAAUCUCGUAUUUCCAGAUUGAUUUUCGUCAGUUGGUUUAUGUUACUGGCCUGGCCACGCAAGGAUUUGUGAAUAUUUCUCCCUAUUACGUCAAAACUUAUAAACUUAGCUUUAGUUCUGACGGGAAAACAUGGUCAGACCCGACUAAUAACAAGGUAUGGGGGGGAAACAGUAAUGGUUAUUCGAUCCGAAGGAACGACUUUGGACAAGAAAUUCAAACGAGAUAUCUACGAAUAUUACCACAGACAGCAACAUAUCGCUUCAGAUGUCUCCGUGUUGAGGUCUAUGGUUGCACGAGUCAAGAUAAAAAGGCUGCCACUUCAACACUACCUUCAAAACUAGUUGCCACGUCAACGGUGCCGACGUCAUCAAUCGUAGUUGCCACGUCAACGGUGCCGACGUCAUCAAAACUAGUUGCCACGUCAACGGUGCCGACGUCAUCAAACCUAGUUGCAACCUCAACGGUGCCGACGCCAUCAAAACUCGUUGCCAUGUCAACAGUACCAAUGUCAUCAAUGGUGGUUGCUACGUCAGCGUUUUCAACGUCAAGAACUAGAGAAGAGGCCGCUUUAAGCAGCAUGGAUAUCAAUCCUAGUUCAGCGUAUACGCAAUCCAUAUUUAGCAACGCUGACGUCGAAUAUAGCUCUUCGUCUUCGUUGUCAGCGAAUGAUGUACGGGCGAUUCUGGUUGUUGGCAUCGUUGCUUUUCUUCUUAUCGUGAUUGUCAUUCUUCUAUUUUUGUUGUUGAGACGAAAAAAAGUGCAUAGUGUUAACUUGUUUAACAACAGGAACUUGGAAAUGCACUCUUCCCAACCAAGCAAAAAGCUACUUAUGGGUAGUUCCGAGUCCAUGAGCCCGUGUGUGUGAUUCAUGGUACAGGUCUUCCUUGUGUUUACUUCAUGUCAUCGUUGUGUUUAGAUAAAUGAGUUAAGUAGAUCUCGUUAAAGAUAAAUAAUUGUAGAAGGUAGUUAGUGGAUAGAUACUUGAACGAAAUUCUUAUUCAAACUGAUCCAAUCAUCAGUCUAAAAUUGUAUAAAAAUUCGUUCAUGUAUUCCAUCUAUAAACGUCUUAUUUAACUAAAGUUCGUUAUAUGUGAUCAUUAUAUAAAUUGCGGUCGAAUUUCUGGACAAGAUAAAUUCCGUAUAAAUUUUUCGGGGUAUAUUUUCACCAACUGUUCCGUAAUGCUUCUCAAAGAAGCAGAAAUAAAGUGCGUUUUCAUUGCGAAUUAGGAAUUGAAUAAUUGAAUCUAAGAUUCAGUCUAGAGUUUUUUCAAAUUUGUAUUAUACAGAACUUCAGUGAAAGUUUGUGUAAAUAUUUUUAGAGAUUUAUUUUAUAAUUUUUGCCAUCAAAAAUGAUUGGAAUAUUUGUUCGUACAGAACGUCAGUGUAUGUUUGUACACACACUAUAAUAUUACAGGUAUAUCCUCUAUUUUAGCCAAAUAAUAUACAUCCCCCAAAAUUUUCAGUGAAUCCUCCUCUCCCUUUAGCCCCCGCCACAUCACCUCAUCACUCCGAGUUUACUGUCCAAACUGCACCCUACCUCAACCACCUACCUCGCCCUCAAACCCUAGUCUACCCCUUAUCUUCCUCCCUCGUCACGUUAUCCUACAUAUUUAAAUCUCUUGAGUGAUAACACUAACCCGUGGUGAAGUAUAGCUAUCCCAUGAUGUAAAGGUUUAAAAUAGAGGAUUUACUUCAUUCUGAACUCUAUCAUACUAAAAAGCAUACGCCAAGAAUUAGAGACGCACAUUACACAAUUCCAGUGCGAAUUUGUAAAUAUAUUUAAACGAUAUUUUGUACCCGACAAUAUCUAUUAUAUAACUUCUGUAACAUGGUGUCUUCUCUGUGCAAAGGAAAACUCAGACAUGCCAAGGCAUUAUCAUGGCAUGAACACCCGCCAAGUUUGGCGUAUUUCCAAACACCUUGUCACAGAAGUUAUAAAAUACAUCAUUCAUUUAAAUUCCCCAUUAUUUAUUUUGUAUAUAGUGCUCCAGUGUGGGCAUAUAUAGAGAACAGUUAUAUGAAUCAAGAUUAACAUUGAAAAUUAUCUUGAAAUGGAUAUUUUUAUACCUGGAUUUCAUUAAGUCCGUGCGAUUGACUGUUGUUGGUUGUCAUUUCAUUAGUUUUACAGUUGACACAAAAGCUGAUCAAACCGCUUAAUGAAAUCUACUGGUUGAAAUAUUAGAUUUAGGCUAUUGAUACAGAAUGCCAGUGUGUGUUUGUAUAUUGUAGUAUAUUAGCAACUUACUUUUCAAAUUUCACCGCAACCGAUGUUUGUAAUCAUGAUCAUGACUUUGUGGUAUAGUUGCCGUAAUUUGCAUGUCUUAAUUGUGAUGUAAGUCAGUCCAUAGUAUGUUGUUCAUUUGUCACCGUAUAUGUUGUAAUCAGUGUCCACAUUAAAAUUUAGUUCUCGUAAAUGAACGUCUA